This is a messenger RNA of Chondrus crispus (carragheen), 1468 nucleotides long. RefSeq lists its product as hypothetical. Lineage: Eukaryota; Rhodophyta; Florideophyceae; Gigartinales; Gigartinaceae. The transcript is spliced from 2 exons. Bases 1 to 945 code for a protein of 314 amino acids. Gene Ontology annotation, biological process: regulation of transcription by RNA polymerase II. Gene Ontology annotation, molecular function: RNA polymerase II cis-regulatory region sequence-specific DNA binding; DNA-binding transcription factor activity. The record is from RefSeq and is a predicted model, not a curated record.
AUGGAAAGAAAGCGUCAGCCUGACGAUGUAAGUCUGACAGAUUCCAGUGACCUACCAGAGCACGCUACCCACUAUAAAAGUAGCACCUUGUCAUUCUCUCUACUCCUCCACCACCGCAAUCUUCUCUUGACCCUUCAUCUUCUCCAACCUUUCUCUUCUCUGUGCCUAGUCUCUCCCACAACUCUAUCCUCAAAAGCACCAGCUCUCCACACGCCUCACUUAUCACCCACCACCCUCACAACCCACAUGGUCAGAGAUCUUUCAAAGACAACUAAGGGAAGCAUUGACUACGUCCUCAACUCCCCCUCGGCGUCCUCAGACUUCAACCAUGCGAUCCGUCCCUACUCCAGGACAAACCGCCACCCGAAGGCCCCUCGUGCGCCCUCGUCCUCAGACACCGACUCAACACAGGCUGGAUUUGCACGCCUUCUCGAGGCGGCGAACUACGUCCAGGCCUACCAGCCCUCCGCCACCUCCUCCUCUGAGACGCGUGCUCACAGCCGCUCGGACUCAGGUCGAACCUCCCCCAGCCGUGGCGAAGUCACGCAGCCCCUCAAGCCGAAGCGGAGGAAGCGCAAGGACGUCAAAUGCGAGGAAUGCGGUCGCACGUUUGGUGACUCCAGCUCUGUGCGUAAGCACGUUCGCGUCGUUCAUCAGAAAAUCAAGGAGUUUGACUGCGACAUAUGCGGAAAGAGCUUUGCGGAGAAGAGCAAUCGUUCCAAGCAUCGCAUUGCUGCCCAUUUGAACCAGCGCGACCACAAAUGUACGGAAUGUGACAAGGUUUUCAAUUUUUCCGACGGGUUGAGACGUCACGUAAACAACGUCCAUCUCAAGCUUCGCCCAUAUCGCUGUGACAAAUGUAACACGUUCUACAAGCAGAAGACGCAUCUGCUGAAACACCAGCAAUCUAUGCACCACAUCCCCAUCCCGUCGAAGAAAAGUUAAAGGAAGGCAAGAAAAGCGCCGAUCGUAUCCAGCCUUGUGACUUCGGCUGUGCUGACACUGUUUUUUGUUGUCUAGUUCGGUCUUGUUUUAAUCGUAGCAAUUGAACGGUGUGUUGCACGUGGUGACAUUGUUUGCGUCUUCCGCUUUUUUCUUCUUUACCUCUUUGUGCUCGCCAAUUAUUCCCUGGGCUUCUUUGAGGAUAGCAAGGCACGUCUUUCAAAGAACACGGGCUGGUGGCUUGACAGAAUCGUAUCGCAGUCAGCUCAUCAAUUAUACUUCGACACGCUCUGUUGGCCUGUGUCUGACGGCACUGUAAGGUGAUUUAGUCUUGGAAACAGCGUGCAUUGCAUGGCAUUCCUCCUGAACCCUGUAUCCCCUGAUCCCGCAGGUGUUGAAAUUGAAGGGCCCAAGUCGCGAUGGCCGAGUAAUUGCGUGUACGAUAGUGUCGGCGAGAGCAUUGCGUGUGUUCCGCUGAAGCGCGAAUAGCAAAUAUAAUAUAAAAACUGUGGUUUAAUUGAUUGUG